This is a messenger RNA of Carcharodon carcharias (great white shark), 3538 nucleotides long. RefSeq names its product sorting nexin-11-like. The transcript has 9 exons. Bases 403 to 1047 code for a protein of 214 amino acids. The record is from RefSeq and is a predicted model, not a curated record. Gene Ontology annotation, biological process: intracellular protein transport. Lineage: Eukaryota; Metazoa; Chordata; Chondrichthyes; Lamniformes; Lamnidae. Gene Ontology annotation, molecular function: phosphatidylinositol binding.
GGGGAAGCUGCUGUUGCUGCAUUCCGGAACAACUGUCCUGAGGUAAAUUCUCGGCUUUUAAUUGGGGCCUACUGAAUAAAAGCCGGGCUAAUUAUUAACUGCUGUACCUUGGCUCCAGCUUUAAGUGUGAAUGUCAAUGCCAAGGGACCUGAUUGAGAGAAGUUGCUGAACCCAACAACCGAAGGUGUAAAAUUACAAAUGAGUCCGUCCUCCAGGUUCACAGUGGAAAGCCAUGCUCAUAGGAAGUACAGGGCUUGUACUUGCUGCUGUCUAUCAGUGUCACUGAGAUGAGGAAGUGAGGUGAGAGCUGAGCUGCUACGACUCUGAGUAGCAAUUUAGUGACUGGAAUACCAACUGCAAAACUGAUAGUAGUCUAAACAUUAAAUUGGAGACCUGCAGUCAAUGCCUGACAGAUGGUGCUCCGAUUCUCCAACUGAAAACAAAAUGAUGAAAGACCAGGAGGAAGAGGAAUUCAUCACUGUGCGAGUGCAGGAUCCAAGAAUCCAAGACCAGAGUUCCUGGAGUCCUUACGUGGAUUAUAAAAUAUUCCUUUAUACAAACAGUAAAGCUUUUACUGUAAAGACCUCCUGUGUGCGAAGACGGUAUCGUGAAUUUGUGUGGCUGAGGCGCAGGCUCCAGAAGAAUGCUGGAUUGGUACCUCUACCAGAGCUUCCAGGCAAGAAACCAUUUUUCCAAGUUAACGACAGUGAAGGUAUAGAGAGAAGACGACAAGGUUUGCAGCAGUUUCUGGAAAAGGUUCUCCACACGAUGGUCUUUCUGUCCGACAGUCAACUCCACCUCUUCCUGCAGACUCAGCUGCCCACAGCACAGAUUGAGUGUUGUGUCCAGGGGCAAACUCCAUUCUCUGUCAACGAGGCCAUCCUGGAUAAUGCCAUGUGCAGAAAGAGUGUUCUGCUCAGAGAGGGUGCAGAGGCUAUUGGCUACGAGUGUGAAAGCUCACCCUCUCACAUUUUGGCGAGUGACAUCAAAACCAGCACCGAAAUCCCUGCAACACCGGAAGAGCCAGCGGCCUCAGACAGAAUAUGAGGACCAAGUCGGAAUGAUAUAUUGUGUAUUAUUUUGAAAUUACCCAGGUCCUUUGCAUGCAAUGAUGUCCUAUCACUUAAAUGAGUUAAAAUACUGAAGGGAUUGAACACAGUCUAAUAUGUAGCUGUGAUCCUCGGCUAUGUGAUACCGAAAUAUUGGACUGUCGCCUUGCGAAAGCAAUUUUGAAUUGAUUGACAUUUACUGCUUAUUUCGGUAACAGGGUAGCAAAAUAGAUUAGAGAAGGAAUUCCCAGCAAAUUCAAAAAUGCUUUUUAAUGGGGGAUAUUUGUGGACUGUCUGUGAUGGGUGUUGCUUGGAAGUAGAGACUGUGAGCUGGAUGCCUCAUCGUCCCAUGAGGGAGAUAUUAUGCCUUUGUUACCUCCAGACCCAACUAUUCCAGUGGUUCCUGGUCAGCCUCCAACUUUCCUUACACCUCAUCCAAAUGUCUGCUGCCUGUACCCUAAUUUAUACAAAGUCCCGUUCACCCAUCACCUCCUGUGCUUGCUGACCUACAUUGACACCCCAGUCCAGUGAUGUUUUGAUUUUAAAAUUCUCUACCUUGUUUUCAAAUCCCAUAAGACCAUAAGAUAUAGGAGCAGAAAUUAGGCCAUUCGGCUCAUCGAGUCUGCUCUGCCAUUCAGUCAUGGCUGAUAAGUUUCUCAACCCCAUUCUCCCGCCUUCUCCCCGUAACCUUUGAUCCUCUUACCAAUCAAGAACCUAUCUAUCUCAGUCUUAAACACACUCAAUGACCUGGCCUCCACAGCCUUCUGUGGCAAUGAAUUCCAUAGAUUCACCACUCUGGCUAAAGAAGUUUCACCUCAUCUCUGUUCUAAAAGGUCUUCCCUUUACUCUGAGGCUGUGUCCUCAGGUCCUAGUCUCUGCUACUAAUGGAAACAUCUUCCCCACGUCCACUCUAUCCAGGCCUUUCACUAUUCUCACUCCUUCCUCUCUCUGUAAUCACCUCCAGCCUUCCAACCCUCCGAGAUCUCUGCAUCCUGGCCUCUUACCCAACCACUAGUUUUCAUUGCUUCACUAUUGGCAGCCAUUCUUCAGCUGCCUUGGCCCGGAGCUCUGGAAUUCCCUCCCUAAACUCUCCGCCUCUCUAUCUCUCCCUCCUUCUCUAAGACACUCCAUAAAACUACCUCUUUGACCAAGUUUUUGGUCAUCUGACCUAAUAUCUCUUUAAGCGGCUCUGUUGUCAAAUUUUGUCUGAUGACGUUCCCUUGAAGCACCUUGCGAUGUUUUACAAUGUUAAAGGUGCUGUAUAAAUGCAAGUGUUUGCUGUACAGAGAAGCUACAUUGUGCAUAUGCACAGAGAAUGCUUAAGUCCUGUUAAAUGGUUGAGUCACCUGUGUGGGUGUGUGUGGAGCAGAGCAAUAUUUGUUUCACAAAUCAAUUUUUGUAAUGGUCAGCUCAAUUCUUGCCCAUUAGGAUUGAUAGGACCGUGGAUUGAGGAAAAUGGCAGAGGGGAAUUUAGAGACAAAUGUCCUACCCUCAUUCCCACAAGCGUCAUUAAAUCUCCAUGACUGAAGGGUGAUGGCGACAUCAAUGACACCAGGGAAGGUGAUUUUUCUGCUUGUAAAUCACAUUGUGGCUGUGUGCAAAAGUUGUGAUGCUCCUAACUGGAAGAGGUCUGACCUUGUGGGGUAACUUGUUCCUGAAGAAUAAAAUGGCAUCAAAGAAUUACCUGCUUUACAAAGAGGGUGCACACACAACAGCCAGAAAUCAGGCCAGUAGAAGGAAAAUGGAAGACUUAUUGUCAAAAAGCCAAAGAAGAGUACCCACUAUUGUAACGUAGUAAACUGGAGCCAACUCGCACACAACAAGGUCCCACAUGCAGCAUUCUGAUAAUUAUGUUUUAAUGAUGUUAGUUGAGGGAUAAGUAUUGGCCCAGGACAGUCUGCCUUUCUUUCUCGAUGGGACCCUGGAUUAUAUGUUCUCCUCUGAAAGAUGACGACUCUGACAGUACGGAACUCCCUCAGUACUGACACUGGGAAUCUCAGCUUGCAUUUUGUGCUUAAAUCCAUGGAGUAGAGCUUGAACCCACAAUAACCUUCUGACUCAGAAGUGAGAGGGUGAUUCACUGAGCCGCAGCUGGUAAGUUGUGAAGCUUUGUAAAGUGGGCAUGGUGGGGUUUCUGAGAGGUCUCGUUUCACUCCCCUUCCCUCCCCACUUCAAUUGUAUAGACUAAUGAAAAUGACUGGAGAUGUAAACAGAGGUCACAAAUGGAGACCCAGUUUUGAUGCUGAUUUUUAGUUUAAAAAAAGGGGACCAGCAGAUUGCAGUGCAGUCUGUAGCAAACUAAAAAUAUACAGAAGCCCCAUAAAAAGGCCACAGCUUUCACUGACAGGGUAUAACCAGUAUAGUUCAGUUGCAACCAGGUCUCUAGAAAUAACAAAUUAGGUAAAAAUGCUGUUUGUGUAUUUUGUUUCAGAGAUUGAAAACAUGUCUGCUAAUUAAAUAAAGUGAAUGCACACAAUUAUUUAACACAG